AUGGGGGACAACAACUAUCUCCAAAAGCCCAUGCAGGCGACCUUCUACCCAACGCAAAACGAUGAUUUCUUCAUGCCCGAACUGAUCUCUCCUACGCCCACGAGAAUCAUGCCAGAGGUGCCCUCGAACAUGCAGGAAGGACUGGCGCAUCUCGAGCUCGAAGCGCGGAACCCUCCAAACAGAAUGAGCGCCUCCUCCACCGUCUCCUCGAUGCAAUCCCCCUCAUAUGCCGACAUGCAGACCUCGAUUCAUACUUCGCAUACUUCAGGAGGAGGUGGCGCACCGGGCUUUACGGCGAGCUACGAGCAUACAAACGCGUCCGCGUACCAGAAUAUCAAUCGAGAUUACCAGCAGUAUGCUUCGCAAGACUCGCCCAAAUUCAGCCCCUUCCCAAAGUUACGGAACCCUGGGCAGAAUGUCCCGCUGUCGGAUGAAGAUAAGGAGGAAGUGCUAGAGAGAGCGAGGCCUCUGGUCUUGAAGUCUACGGACCCGGAAAUGCAGCUGGCUUGGGCACAAGAUGCGCUAUCGUGGGUCGAGGCUGCGUGCCAGAGCGCACUUCGGCAGCUACCAGAAGGACAGGCCAGCAGAUCCUUGACUCCAAAGGUUGAGCAUCAGCUGCGGGAAGAUGCGCUGAACAUUGUCAAGUUUUUGGCUGAGCAACACCACCCAAGGGCGGAAUUCAUCAAGAGUAUGUGGCUAGAAUUUGGGAAGUUUGGACACAGAAUCGACAAGAAAGAGGCGUUUUUGGGAUACAAGAGAGCUGCCUCGAGGGGAUACGCCAGAGCCGAAUAUCGGAUAGGAAUGCAGUACGAGAAUUUCAAUAACUCGGUUAAGGCGGUGGAGCAUUACCAGAAAGGUGUGGCCAUGAGAGAUUCUGCGUCGAACUACAGACUGGGAAUGAUGACUUUGCUUGGCCAACAUGGCAUGAAGCAGGAUUUCCAACGCGGGGUGGAUCUGAUUCGGUUCGCAGCAGAUACUGCGGAUGAGAACGCUCCUCAGGGUGCCUACGUCUACGGAAUGUUGAUGGCGAGAGAAUUGCCAAAUAUUAUUGUUCCGGAUAGGUAUCUGGAAUUCGAUUUGAAUGAUGCCAAGAUGUUUGUCGAAAAGGCAGCAUAUCUCGGAUUCGCAAAGGCUCAACUGAAGAUGGCAAUGGCAUACGAGCUUUGCCAGCUAGGAUGCGAAUUCGAACCAGCUCUCUCACUGCAUUACAAUGCUUUGGCAGCUCGCCAAGGCGAAGCUGAAGCGGAGAUGUCCAUCAGUAAAUGGUUCCUUUGCGGCUACGAAGGCAUUUUUGAGAAGAACGAGGAGCUUGCUUUUACUUAUGCCAAGCGAGCAGCUCAGUCCAAGUUACCUACAGCCGAGUUUGCGAUGGGAUACUUCUACGAGAUUGGCAUGUAUGUUCCAGUCGACCUACGAGAAUCGGAGAUGUGGUAUACAAAGGCUUCGGAACAUGGAAAUAUGGAUGCUCUGGGGCGAAUUGACAGUAUUAGGAAGAACGGUGCUUUGACAAAGAAGGAUCACGAGAAGGUUGCGAUUUCCAGAAUAAAAUCUCAGUACGGUUCUCAGAAAGGGGCGAGGCCAGAUCGAUUCAAGCAGAAGCCAGCUCCAUUGCCUGCAAUGCACGAAGAGCGCAUCGACAUGCCCGACCCAAGAAACUCGUAUAGUUCAGUUGCGCCUCUGCGAACACUUAACAAUCCACCACCUCCAAGGCCAGUUUCCGCAGCGCCAUAUCCCGAGGACGACAUGGCGCACAUGAGUAGAUUCAGUCAGGUCCCAAAUACAGGACUGCGACCAUCUUCUAGCGGGGGACCUCACGCGGACAGACCAUCUUCUGCAUUUGGUAUCCGCCCAGUGGCUCACGCGAAUACUGGCGAAUUUGGUCAGGGUGGCCUUCGACCCACUGAAUCGUUGCGACCAUCCACGAGCAUGGGCAAUAUGCCGCUACCGACUCUACCAGGGGGUAGGGGCGGUCCAGUUGGUGGUCGUGUAGUGUCAGGUGGGUGGGAACCACAGAAUAGGUAUGGCAAUCAAGCACCAACACUUCCACAAGUGGAUUUGGGACGUCCCAUGAACCUUGAUCAAGGUCCUGGAGGUCCAAGCAAAUUACAAAAGCCACCUCCAAACGUAAACAAGCCACAGCCCGCUCAACCACAAACCAGUCCAGGCUACCCACCUUAUGGAGGACCAACUCCACAGCAGGGAGUUCCACCGCGACGAGAUCCAGCUGCAAAUCACUACGAAAGACCUGCUCGACUGAGUUCGAUGCAGACAGGUCCGCCAACGAUGUCUGGAGGAGUACAAUCAAUGAUGAGCCCUCCUAUCAUGAGUCCGCCGGGUAUGAGUCCUCAUGGAAGGCAACCUCAACCCCAACAGCAGCAAGCAAGACCUGAUUCGCAAGCUGGCCGUCAACCUCAACGUCCUCCACCACAUACCAUGUCAUUACAGCAAGUCAACUCCAGACCUCCUUCAGCUGUAUCUUCUGCUGCUCCAUCUCCGGCUUUAUCAUCUGCACCAACAACUGCCUCGCAAGGUUCAUCUGCUCCUCCAAAGAAGACUGGGCCUAGCACGUUUGAAGAAAUGGGUAUUCCGACCGCGAAGAGCGAGGGCGAUUGUAUUAUUAUGUAA
Molecule: messenger RNA, 2625 nt
Organism: Cadophora gregata
Lineage: Eukaryota; Fungi; Ascomycota; Leotiomycetes; Helotiales; Ploettnerulaceae
Exons: 2
Coding region: 1-2625 (874 amino acids)
Molecular function (GO): protein binding
Source: RefSeq, a predicted model, not a curated record